Molecule: messenger RNA, 339 nt
Organism: Pelobates cultripes (western spadefoot toad)
Lineage: Eukaryota; Metazoa; Chordata; Amphibia; Anura; Pelobatidae
Source: the annotation of a GenBank genome assembly
AUGGGUCUGGGAGUGCGCCAGGAGGGUAGGAGAAACCGUUAUCCACCUACAGAAUCGGUCCGCAGCAAUUUCCCGCCGAAAACAUACUUAAAAUGGCCGCCGCGAGAAAAUUUACAUAGGCGGCGACAUAAACCAAAAAGAUGGCCGCCGCGGCACGUACUGCGCAUGCGCAGCCGUCAGGAAAGGGGAAAACCGGCAAAAGAGCGUUUGCGCAUGCGCGGACCGGAAGAAAACCGCGGAAUAGACUGCGACCAAAACAGUGAGCAGCUAAGGAGAGCAGCUAAGGGCAGCCCUGCUGAACCCACACAAAAACAGAAACGAGCAGGGGAAAGAGUCUAA